This is a messenger RNA of Sesamum indicum (sesame), 1740 nucleotides long. Its product is annotated as dof zinc finger protein DOF1.4. Lineage: Eukaryota; Viridiplantae; Streptophyta; Magnoliopsida; Lamiales; Pedaliaceae. Gene Ontology annotation, biological process: regulation of DNA-templated transcription. Gene Ontology annotation, molecular function: DNA binding; DNA-binding transcription factor activity. The record is from RefSeq and is a predicted model, not a curated record.
CUAUUAAUUAAUUAAUUCCCUUGCUAAUGAACAUUCUCUCAGCGUCAAACCUUUGAAUCCCGUCAACUGAGGUCCGACGUUGUCAUCUGUUGCUCCUUGUCUGCUUACUCUUCCUUUCAGACCAUUCAUUCAGAAGCAAUGCCUGCAGCAAACUGUGAGAACUUGUACACCACUGCCACCUCUUCACCUACUCAUCAAUGCCCACAGAAGCAGAUAGUGGCGGAUGUUCAGAACAGCAGUUUCCCAUCUUCAUCACCAACAAAUAAUAGUGUUAUGCAGAGAUCCAACCAAGAUCCGCAUCAGCCUCCUCUCAAGUGCCCUCGCUGCGAUUCCUCCAAUACCAAGUUCUGCUACUACAAUAACUACAGUUUAUCCCAGCCACGCUACUUUUGUAAAGCCUGUAAGAGAUACUGGACCAGAGGCGGAACCCUCAGAAACGUUCCCGUCGGCGGAGGAUGUAGGAAGAACAAGAGGGUGAAGCAGCGCCAGCUGGCUCCGUCUAUUGGCAGCGAUGGAAUUUCCUCCUCCUCCUCCUCCGCCGCCGCCUCAACUGCAAUUAUAAAGCCUAGCAGUGUUCAACCAGAUAUAGAUCUGUCUCCAGCGCCGAACCUCAUCAACGAACCUUUGCUCUAUAGCUUGCCCACUAAUCCUUUUGAGCUCAAUUUUCCAUUUUCCAGAUUUAGCACAGCUAGGGUUUCCUGCGACAGUUCUGGAUUCGAUCAUCAUCAGCCUGGGAUGAAUGGAGUUGGAAUAGGGUUUUCAUCUGGGAUACUUGAGAAGGGUGAUUACAGAAACGGGUUCAGGCAAAUCGAAGAUGUUAUUACAUCAUCUGCAGGCAAUGUGAAUUCUUUGUUCUUCGGACCUUCAAAUUUUGGUCCCACUUCAACAAUGGUUUCUUUGCUUUCCAGCCCUCAUCAAGAAGCUAAUGACUUUCAUGGUGAGGAUAUGCAAAUGCAAAAUGGAGGAUUAAUGGGGAAAGAAGUGAAAAUAGAGGGAGAAAACAGGUCAGAUUUUAACUCUUCAGACUCUUCUUCUCUUUUGUGGAACAGUAGCACUAGUCUUGGUGAAUGGUUUGAUCCUUCAAACAUUAUGGGUUCUUCAUCAGUUCCUUCUCUCAUCUAGUUACUUCUUUUACCCAUUUCCUUGCCUCAUCAAUCUUCAUUCCUUUUCUUGCUACCUUUUUCCUCUUUCUGCACAACUUAGAAAUAAACACAAGUAGCCUGAAAAUGGAACAUCAGAAGCUUACCACUAAAUUAAUAAUUAAUUAAUGUCGGAAGAAGUCGAUUCGGAUCGGAGUGAUCAUGUCAGCAGCAACACAACUCAUCAGCCUCAUAAAUUUUUCACUUGGAAUUAGGCUGAGACUUGAGACUAUAUGCCAUUUUGCGCUGAGAGGAACCUCGGAUCCUCUUCAUCUUAUCGGCCAAGGCUUUUCUGUCUGUCACAUUGUUGGAAUGGUUAGCUGAAAAACUCUGGGUGCAUUAUUUUUCCAGUUCCUGGGCUUCAUGCAUAGUUAAUAUUAGUAUGUAUAUAUUUAUCUCACUUUUUUUUAAAAAAAAAAAUAAAAAUAAAUUCUAGGUGCAUUUCUGUAUGCAUGUUUAUCAGGUUCCGGACCACCUGGGAAUGUCUGACAUUUUUCCUUCUCUUUUUCCGAAACCAAUUUGUUGAUUUUGAGUUGGGGGAUGUAAUGGGUACGAAUAUUAAUGCUGGUAUAAAAGAGAGCCAGAAUAUAUUGUUAUUUCA